This is a messenger RNA of Nerophis lumbriciformis (worm pipefish), 591 nucleotides long. NCBI's taxonomy places the organism in Eukaryota, Metazoa, Chordata, Actinopteri, Syngnathiformes, Syngnathidae. The record is from RefSeq and is a predicted model, not a curated record.
AUGUCAUGGUUUAAUUACGUCAGUCAAAACUCAGACCACCAGCAGUUUCCCACCGAGAGCAGCCGAAUGUCGGCCACAGACGGCUUAUGUGCUCCUUACCGUUCCGGGCUCUGGGGGGCGCCGAUGACUGUGGCUUCACCGGCUGUGGCAACGCAAGAGCGGACGGGCUUUGCUUCGACACCCCAGGGUGUUUCCUGUCCCCCCACCUUGGAGAAUCUGACAUGCGGGUCUCCGAGCGGAGGCCAGGUGACUGAGCCCGUGCCCAUCUCUUAUGUGAGCCUCCAGGAGCAGAGGUGCGUCCUCAGCUGGUUCCAGGGCUGGUCUGGCUCCCAGCGGGAGAGAUUUUUGCAGGAUCUAGUCGGCAAAGCUGUGCCUGGGAAGGUGUGCACCCUUCUGGACUCUCUCAGUACUCUUCAGGUUAAGGACAGACUACCAAACAUAUUCGAAUGCCAGCUACGCCUGUGGUCACAGUGGUUUGAGUCCUGGGGAGAAGAUGAGCGCAAUCAUUUCUUGCACAUUUUGGAAGAGCGUGAUCCCAUGUUUGUUGCCCACUUUUACAACUGUGUGGCAGGUACAGCGGGCAGAGACUGA